AUGUCCGCGCAUCUGCAAUGGAUGGUCGUGCGGAACUGCUCCAGCUUCUUGAUUAAGAGGAACAAGCAGACGUACAGCACCGAGCCGAAUAACCUGAAGGCGCGCAACUCCUUUCGCUACAAUGGGCUCAUUCACCGCAAGACCGUGGGCGUGGAGCCAGCGGCGGACGGCAAAGGGGUCGUGGUGGUGAUGAAGCGGAGAUCCGGCCAGCGCAAGCCGGCCACUUCCUAUGUGCGGACCACCAUCAACAAGAACGCCCGGGCCACCCUCAGCAGCAUCCGACACAUGAUCCGAAAGAACAAGUACCGCCCGGAUUUGCGCAUGGCCGCCAUCCGCAGAGCCAGCGCCAUCCUGCGCAGCCAGAAGCCUGUGAUGGUGAAGAGGAAGCCGAGCCGUCCCACCAAGAGCUCCUGA
Rangifer tarandus platyrhynchus (Svalbard reindeer) is the source of this 414-nucleotide messenger RNA. The record is from the annotation of a GenBank genome assembly. Lineage: Eukaryota; Metazoa; Chordata; Mammalia; Artiodactyla; Cervidae.